Myxocyprinus asiaticus (Chinese sucker) is the source of this 7086-nucleotide messenger RNA. Its product is annotated as zinc finger protein 219-like. The transcript has 5 exons. The record is from RefSeq and is a predicted model, not a curated record. Lineage: Eukaryota; Metazoa; Chordata; Actinopteri; Cypriniformes; Catostomidae. Bases 230 to 3559 code for a protein of 1109 amino acids. Gene Ontology annotation, cellular component: nucleus. Gene Ontology annotation, molecular function: DNA-binding transcription factor activity, RNA polymerase II-specific; RNA polymerase II cis-regulatory region sequence-specific DNA binding. Gene Ontology annotation, biological process: regulation of DNA-templated transcription.
GAUUAAGUUCAGGCCAAGGUUAGAAACAGGAAAUGAAUUUCGUCUACGGGGAUUUGUUGUAUGUCUGCAACAAACCAGACUUCCACACAUACACACACGCAGACCCUAGAAAACCCUCCCAGAGAUACAAGAAAGGGGACUGUUGGAGGUGGUCAGGCAGAUUGCCACCAAAAGAACGCACCCUCUCUCAGUCACGGAAGUGAAGCAUGCCAUAGACACAUCACUGACUAUGGAUUCCCCACCAGAAUGUAUGCUGGCUCUUUCCUGUGAGCCCCCAAUGUCUCCUCCUUCAAUGCCCUCCCUGGACCACAGUCCCCAAGGCCUACUCCAGAGUCCUCAAUCUACCCCAUCCAGCCCUCAAACUGAACUCUAUGGCCCGGUGUCACCCUGCCCCCUUCCUGGUGCCAGCCUACAAGAUGAGGAAGAGGAUGAUGAGUUGUCAACACCCCCAUCACCCACCCUAGCUGUGGCGCUGUUUCCUGGUGAAUUGGAACUUCGCAGUCCCUCAUCAGAAGGCAGCCCUCCGACCACACUAUUAGCACCUUUCCCUGGCUUUGGAGUUCUGGAGCAGGCAAUAUCCUCUGGUCAGAGUACCACCUGCAGUGAUGAACUGGAUCUUCAGCUUUUCAACAAUGAAGGGAUGGCUAUGCCAGGAGGGACCACCUCUGGGCCUGCCCUAAGGUUCCCAUGCCAUGUGUGUGGAAAGAGGUUUCGCUUCCAGAGUAUUCUUUCUCUGCAUGCUCGAGCUCACAGUUUAGACAGGGACCGUCGGGUUUCAGCUCUUUACCGAACUACACAUGACAAACUGAACCAUGUGAGUGAUAGUUUAAUCCAGAAUCUCAACAGCAAAGAGCCUGGUCUGAAACAGAGUCCAUUAGCUGGGCUAUUACAAAAGAAUAUAGAUGAAGACAUGGUUCCAGAGGAACCUCUUCACACUGCUAGCAGCCCUCAGUUCCUCUUUGAAGGAACCACAGCACUAACUCCACCCCUAACAGAGGAAUCACCAAUUUCUACUUCCUUCUCUCCACUUGGCCAUGCCCACUUGGAGGACACUACCCCCUCCACAGCUGCUUCUGCCUUCCGGUGCCAUGCUUGUAAGGGUAAGUUCCGCACAGCAUCAGAGCUGGCACGUCACGUGCGGAUCCUCCACAACCCCUACAAAUGUACGAUGUGCCCCUUCUCUGCCAGUAAGGAAGAAAGUCUGGCUUCCCAUCUGCAGGAGAGCCACCCACCUGAAGAUCCUGCAGCAGCAACUGUUUUCCCUUCUCACCCUGUAACUGCACCGCCAGAAACGCCUCUCUCACAAACACCGGUCGUUCCAGCUUUCCGCUGUGAGACAUGCGGCCAGCGUUUCACUCAAUCCUGGUUUCUGAAGGGGCACAUGCGGAAGCACAAGGACUCAUUGGACCACAAGUGCCAGGUCUGUGGCCGCGGCUUCAAGGAACCCUGGUUUCUUAAGAACCACAUGAAGGUACAUCUCAAUAAGCUAGGCCUCAAGGCUGGCUUGGGAAAUCUGGGGCCUUCUGGAUCUGAUCAAUCCAAAGGUCCUGCAAGCACACAAGUGCUGGGGGCCCUGUAUUCCAACUUACUUCUGGCUCGCAGUAUGGCAGGUGGUGGAGGCACAGGAAGUCGCACAGAAAGGUCAGAUGGUGGUGUUGCAGGCUCGAGUAAAUCAUCUAUAUUGGGCUAUCUGGGAUUACCCAAAGACAACAGCAAUGGAAGUUGCAUGGAGCGCCUUCAGGCAGUGGCACAGGUUGCAGAAAUGGGUAAUGGAGUAGGAGGAGGAGGAAGGGGAGGUGAGACAGCAGAAGGCGCAGACCAGGCAGCAAUGUGGCAGCUGGUUGCUCGCAGUCUGGCAGCAGCACAUCAAAACCAACAGCAGCAGCGAUCCCACUCGCACCAUCAGCUUUCUUCUUCACGAGGCACAGUCGCUGGAGAAGCCAAACAAAUGAGGACCUACCUAGGUGGACUGGGUUCUAGAGAUGAACUGGAGGCCUCUAGUGCACCCUGGGAGUGUCCAGAUUGCGGAAAGAUGUUCCGAAGCCUUCAGCAGGUGGUUGCUCAUGCCCGUGUCCAUGUCCAGAAACCACAGAAAGGUCAAAGUGCUCGAGGGGAAACAUCAAGAGAGGAGGAUAUUAUAAAUCAAGUCAGUGAGGCUCAGGUAACAGGAGGAGUGGGGCACAGAGUUAGUGACAAUGAAGACAGGAGGCAGGAAUUAAAGCAACUCCCAUCAGGAGUGGGGACAGCUGGAAGCUUCCAUUCUGUCUUGUCACAUCUCUCUGGUCAGAAUGGUCUGAGGGGACAAUCCUCUUCAGGUUCUUCAGCUCCUAGAGAGCGCAUUCGGGGAACAGGGAUGAAGGAUUGCCACUACUGUGGUAAAGUCUUCCGGUCUUCCCAUCACCUUAAAGUGCACCUUCGUGUUCACACCGGGGAGAGACCAUACAAAUGCCCCCACUGUGAUUAUGCUGGCACCCAGUCUGGCUCUCUCAAGUACCACCUACAGCGUCAUCAUCGUGAGCAAAGGAAUGCUAUGGCAACAUCCCCCAACUCCCCUUCACCUGGCCUCCCCUGUUUGACUGGCUCUCCUCGUGAAGGGGCCAAAAAACAGCGUCGGCUCCCCUCCAUGUCCCACUCUUCUUUUGGGAGGCUUCCUAGAGAGGCUUCUUCUUCCAGGAACGGUCAGUCAUGGGCUGCAGGCCUUUCAGAGAAGGAUGGCUCUUCGUCUGGACAUCAGAGAGAAGCAGACUUGGAGAGUCAGUAUCACAGCUUGUCAGGGAUGAUGGGAGCACUCUUCCCUGGUGGUCUGAAAGCAAAUUGGACAGGGGAGGCCCCACCUCCCAAAAUGCCCAAAGUGUCCCGACGGAAACCUCUUACCACAAGUCGCAUGGUGUGUGUAAAUGGGUACACUUCAAGUGGGAUCACUUCCAGUGGUUCUCAGGAAGGAGGCUUUGAACCACUUGACCUUUCCCGUCGCCCUUUACAAGAUGAGGGUCCAGUAACUAGUCCUGGAGGUGGGCCAUUAGCGGGCUCUAAAGGAGGGAAUGACAUCCUUAAUCAAUGUGUUUUCUGUCCCUUCCGAACCUCUUCUGUUGAGCUGAUGGCCAUGCACCUUCAGGUUAAUCAUACCAGCAAGUCUCGCCGCAAGAGGGGCACCCCUGUCAGUUCUGCCAACCGUUCUCCAAGACUGACCCUGCCUGGGCCAGACCGUGACCCACUGGCAUUGUGGAAGUUCCUCAGUGUAGAGGAUGGAAUAAUGUCCCCUGAGGAUUGGGUCUCAUCCAAGGCAAGAGCUGAGAAUGGAGUCAGCCCAGAGAACAGGGAAACAGAAAACAACUUUGAACUGGUCCAAGGACUGGUGGGAACCACAGAAAAGAGGAUUAAAAUGAGAGAGGACCUGGAUGAGGAAGAUGAGGAGAUGGACGAGGAGGAGAAUGACCUGGAAGCAAAUGGAAGCUUUGGAAAUUUACCCCAGCGUCAGAGCGGAAGUGCUUACUUACUUUCACCAGACCUCGCGGCCGAGGAUCUGCCUAAGGAGGAGGAUGGUAUCAUGGGGAAAUAACACUUAAUGAGGGAAUGGAUGUGUUCGGAGCUGGAGGAAAGGAAGAAUAAAAAAACGUAGAGAAAUAUUUGGGAGUUGUCCAGGGUCCCUCAUAUCAUUCCAACCAAGGGCAAAACAGUUGCAAUGCUAACAUACUGAACAGUAUGUCAUAAUAACCUUCAAAAGUAUUUAAAGUACAGCCUUUCCCAUCAUACAUACUUUAGUCCCCCUUGGUUAGUGAUCAAUUACCUCUACAUUCACAAAGACUCGCAAUCACACAGAGAUAUCAAAUAUCGUAUGCUAGUCUAAAGGCGUGGACACAUUUACUUUUGCACGGUGUAGAGGUCACUGCCAAACUAAGCAAUUUCCUAUUGCUCAGUGAUGGAAAUUCACGUGUAAAAGUUCACCAAACUUGAACUUCGUGUAGGCAAAUUCUUCGCCAACAGAAAAUUCCAGAUAUUGUGGAUUCCCAUUGAGAUGACUUUGUACUUCACCUGUAGAUUUUCGCUGUGCAAAGGUAAAUGUGACCGUACCUUAAGCGUGCAUGUGAAAGAGUAUUGGGGCCUUUUUGAUCACUGUCAUCUUUCUCCUGUCUUGUCAGUGAUCGCAAUUGCCAAGUUCUAUUUCAGUUGAAAUUCCCUGUUACUCUCGCCCUCUUUUCCAAAUGAACCUGGAAUGUCAAUCCGGAGAGAACAAAGAAGCAAAAAAGAGACACUAUCCUUACACUAUCACUACAAUAUAUUAAUGCUGAGAGAAAAGGGAACAGAAUGCUGAAUGGAGAAAAGGGCCACUUAUUAUGCUGGUAAGAGGGUUUGUCCUACUUUCAUGUGAACGUCAUCUUAUAGCACUUCUUCGGUAAACCAAAGGAGUGACCACACUUCUUACCAUGCACCUGCCAGACUUUGAACAGAAUGCUGUGAUAACUGAAUGGUACUUCACCUCUAACAAAAACUGGACAGAGUAAAGAUUAUAUUACCAGAUAUUCACACUGCCAGUCUGUAACAAUGGGUCUUCUUCAGAUAUUAUAUGAAACAGAGAGUCUGCCUCUUCUAUAUGCUAUUUCUCUCAGUGCCUGUUGAUGUAAAUGGUUUUUAGCAGAUUCAUACAACACAGGAAUAUAGUUACAGUAAAUAUAUACAGUAUAUAUGCGUAUAGUUGUACUAGAUCGUAGAGUUCUGUAACACAAUGGUGGCAGUUUGUGACUAUGUCUGCUGUGAAUGAAACGAUGGUAGAACAGCUGGCCAUUUGACGGAGGCUGUACGUAAGUGUUUACAUUACAAAUACCACCAGGAUUUUCAGGUGGAAACCGGACCACCUUUACAUUGGAAAGUAAAUUUCAGGGUUUGAAACAAAUCACAAUCUACAAAAGGAGACUCAGCAAUAUAUCAUUCCUAUUCCUGUUAAAUCUGUGACUCUCAAACGAUCAGAGAGAGGGUGGAAAGUUGGUCUCUGCUAAAAAGAAAGAAAGAAAAAUAUUCAGUAUAUGUCAUUUUUUUGUAGAUAAGUAGACCUUUUUAAAUCUAACAAAUUAAAAUAAAAUAAAAAAACACUAACAAAUUCAGACAUCCCAGUAGAAAAUAUGUAGCUUUUGUAAAGAAAAGUGAUCAAAAAAAGAAAUAAAAAACUAUAUGUUCUCCUUUUAAGAAGUGUUAAUGGAAAAGGCAUAUGGAGAAUAGUAAUAAGUAUUAUAAUAAUUAUGAAAGAAGACUGCUUUAGAAUGUCUUAAGAGCACUGUGCAAAGUUUCUUUUCUUCCCAAACUAGCUUUGGUUUUGUCUUUAAAUGUAGACCAAAUGUACUUUUUUUCCGGUUCAAUUUACUAUCCCUUGAACAAUGUGUAUAUUCUUUAAUCAACAAAUCAAUCAAUGUUGUCUGAGGAUCUUACAAUUUCAGUGAUUGAAAAUAUAUUUAUAAGUUAAUGCUGAGAUCAUGUCCAAGACGUGUCACAAUAUCAGCAUUGUCAGUUUGACUGAACUGCUUGCCAAAUUUUAUUUCAUGUAAUCGUGUUGCAUUUUUAUGUGGAAUUUCAAUUGGCACAUAAUAGAAAGGUUGAUCUACUCGUCCUUGUCUGUCUACAGUGGAGUACGAAUGUCUGAGACCACUAGAGAAAAUGCUUCGGUAAGAUUUGGAAUCAUAUUAUCAGCAUAACAAUUUGAGUGAAAUGUUUAAUUGAAAAAUGAAUUGCAGAAUGUCUUGGUCUUUGGUAUAUUCCUCUUCCUGAGUUGGUACACACUCCACAAGUGCAAAACCUGAUGAUCCCUGUUAUCCAAGCAUCAUUUCACAAAGAUCAUCUUUGUGUGCUUCUGUGAAAGCAAGGAAAUCUGACCUGUUGUACAAAGUAGUACAUUUGCCAUUUUUUUGUUUACAUUUUUUUUUUAGGUUUAAAAAUUAAAAGGAUUUUCAAUGUGGUCUCAGACUUUUGGAUCCCAAUCAUUUCCAUCCCAUUUGUAUCAUUAGACAAUAUUGGGUAGGCGGCACUUUCGUCCAGUUAUUGGCAGAGGCUGGCCUUACUUUGCUGAACAUGCAUUAUUGUGUUCUUGUUUUGUAUGUAAAAUACAUUAUGAAUUUGUUAGCCCCUGAUGUGGUGUUCGUUUAAGAUAACAGUCAAGCCACUGUGCCUUCUGUCCUGAGCACUUCCUCAAGAAUUUUGUAAGCUCACCAAAAGCACUUAGCCCCUACUGUAUCUCUUUGUGUUCUUUGGUAAACUGUUGUCUUUACUCUCUGUCUCUGAUUCUCCGUUUUGUUGAGAUGUCAGAUGUGGGGGUCAUUUUCAUUUCAUUCUAACUACCGUCAUUCCAUCAUUCGUGUCCAGCUUUUUACCUUCCCUUUAGCUUAUGUACCACAGAAAGCUUACACACUAUCUAGCUGUGAGGCCUUUUUAGAAGUUAUUUUAAUUUCUAUGAUGUUCUUUGAUGCCGAUGAGAUGAAAUCAAGCUCUUCUGCUCAUAAUUAUUAUUACCAUUGUUCUUUUUGAUUUAUGGAAAAAUGACAAAAAAACAAACAAAAAAACAGUGAACAGAAGAAAAAAAAAACAUAAACAAAAUGUGUUUCUUGAAUGUUGUACAGAUAGAAAUAGACAUGUUGUGUUUCUAACAAGAGAUCAAACCACAGUACCUUCUCUCCAUCACUCCCUACAUAGCGAUACAUCUGCAUCAGUGUAGAUGCGACUCUUUAGGAUGGUCUAACUGUGUACAGGGAUCAGGGCAAUAGUUUGUUUAUUUGUGUUUAUUUGUAUGUGUCUGUGCAUUGAUGUUGUUUUGUUGAAAUAUACUGACACUGUGAAAUAAGUACCACUUGCAUAAAAGUAUUUCCAAACAGCGAUGUGCUGUUCACAUUUGUUUUUCUUCUAAGAUUUGUGCAUCAUGCAUUUUGUUCCUCCACAUUUUUCCAGUGAAAGGGGAAAGACGGAGGGAAGGUCUGGGUUUGAUCUUUUCAGUAGCUGACUGCUAUUGAUGUCAGGGGAAGCUGAUCUAACAUAGUAGUAACUAAUAUGAAAUUGUGGAUUGAGAAAUAAAACACUAGAGAAGAAUAAAUAAAACACAAAACAAUG